AUGGCUGGACGCUGCAUCCUGUAUUUCAUUCUGCUUGGCACUCUGGUCAACAAUGGCCAAACCUGCUUCUGUGAUCGCUACCAAUGGACACAGUGGUCCAGCUGCUCGAAAACCUGUAAUUCAGGAACCCAGAGCAGACAGAGGCUACUGGUAGUAGACCAAUACUACUGGGAAAACUCAUGUGACCAGCUCUGUACCAAGCAGGAGACCAGAGAAUGUAACUGGCAAACGUGUCCCAUCAACUGCCUCCUGGGGGAUUAUGGACCAUGGUCAGAUUGCGACCCUUGUGUUAAAACACAGUUUAGAGUAACAUCUGUCUUGCGCCCGAGUCAGUUUGGAGGGCAACCAUGCACUGAACCCCUGGUGACCUUUCAACCAUGUAUUCCAUCUAAACUCUGCAAAAUUGAAGCAGCUGACUGCAAGGACGAUUUCCGCUGUGACAGUGGCCGCUGCAUUCCCAGCAAGUUAGAAUGCAAUGGAGAAAAUGACUGUGGAGACAACUCAGAUGAAAGGAAUUGUGGGAGAACAAAGAAAGUUUGCCCUCGGCAGUACGCUCCCAUCCCUAGUGUACAGUUGAUGGGCACUGGGUUUCAUGUUCUGGCAGGAGAGCCCAGAGGAGAAGUCCUUGAUAACUCUUUCACUGGAGGAAUAUGUAAAACUGUCAAAAGCAGUAGAGCCAGUAAUCCAUACCGUGUUGCGGCCAAUCUGGAAAAUGUCAGCUUUGAGGUAAAAACUGAAGAAGAUGAUUUUGAAACAGAUUUCUAUAAGGAUUUAAUUAAUCUUCACAAGAAUGAAAAUAAACGGAGGUCUUCAGCAAGUGAAAGCCAAGGAUCUCUCCGCAUACCGAUUUUAUACUCCUCCAAGAGAAGCCAAAGCAUUACACAUAAUUAUGCUUUUAAACAAGCCAUCCAAGCCUCACACAAAAAGGAUUCUAGCUUUAUUAGGAUUCAUAAAGUGAUGAAAGUCUUAAACUUUACCAUGAAAACUAAAGACCUACAGCUUUCUGAUGUUUUCUUGAGAACACUUAACCACCUGCCUCUAGAAUAUAACUCAGCUUUGUACAGCCGAAUAUUUGAUGACUUUGGCACUCACUACUUCACCUCUGGCUCCCUGGGUGGAGUCUAUGACCUCCUCUACCAGUUUAGCAGUGAGGAACUGAAGAACUCAGGUUUAACAGAGGAAGAAGCUCAAACCUGUGUCCGGACUGAAACAAGAAAACGUUAUGUUUUUGUUAAGAAAACAAAAGUACAUCACCAGUGCACAACUAACAAGAUGUCAGAGAAAUAUGAAGGUUCAUUUUUGAAAGGAGCAGAAAAAUCCAUAUCCCUGGUUCGUGGAGGGAGGAGUGAGUAUGCAGCAGCUUUGGCCUGGGAGAAGGGGAACUCCAGUCCCGAGGAGAAGGUGUUUUCUGAGUGGUUAGAAUCAGUGAAGGACAAUCCUACUGUGAUCGACUUUGAGCUCGCUCCCAUUGCCAACUUGGUGAGAAACAUCCCCUGUGCAGUCACAAAACGGAACAACCUCAGGAAAGCUUUUCAAGAAUACGCAGCCAAGUUCGACCCCUGCCACUGUGCGCCAUGCCCUAAUAAUGCUCGACCCACACUCUCAGGGACAGAAUGUCUGUGCAUCUGUCAGAGUGGCACCUAUGGAGAGAACUGCGAGCGACGGUCCCCAGACUAUAAAUCAAAUGCAAUAGAUGGGAACUGGAGCUGCUGGUCAUCCUGGAGCACAUGUGAUGCUACUUAUAAGAGAUCGCGAACCCGGGAAUGCAAUAACCCUGCCCCCCUUCAGGGAGGGAAACCCUGUGACGGGCAGAGGCGGCAAGAGGAAGACUGCACAUUUUCAAUAAUGGAAAACAAUGGAACACCAUGUAUUAGUGAUGAUGAAGAAACAAAGGAGGUAGACCUUCCUGAGAUGGAGACAGAUUAUGGCUGUCCACUGCCAACACCUCCAGAAAAUGGAUUUAUCUGGAAUGAAAAGAAACUGUAUUCGGUUGGAGAAGAAGUUGAGAUUUCAUGCCUCACUGGAUUCAGAGCUGUUGGGUACCAGUACUACAGAUGCUUACCAGACAGGACCUGGAGGCAAGGAGAUGUGGAGUGCCAACGGACAGAGUGCCUCAAGCCAGUUGUGCAAGACGUCCUGACCAUCACACCACUGCAAAGAUUAUAUAAAAUAGGUGACUCCAUUGAGCUAACCUGCCCAAAAGGGUUGGUUGUCGCUGGGCCAUCCAGUUUCACAUGCACGGGAGAUUCCUGGACACCGCCCAUUUCAAAUUCACUCACCUGUGAAAAAGAUACUCUGACGAAAAUGAAGGGCCGAUGUCAGCCAGGACAAAAGCAGGCAGGAUCUGAAUGUGUCUGUCUCUCUCCAGAGGAAGACUGCAACCACUAUUCAGAAGAUCUCUGUGUGUUUGAUACAGACUCUAGCCAUUACUUUACGUUACCUGCUUGUAAGUUGUUGGCUGAGAAAUGCUUAAAAAAUCAGCAACUCCAUUUUCUACAUAUUGGUUCCUGCCGCGAUGGUCCACAGUUAGCAUGGAGCCUUGAAAGAACAAAACUUUCAUCCAACAGCACAAAGAAAGAACCCUGUGGCUAUGACACCUGCUACGAUUGGGAAAAAUGUUCAGUCUCCACUUCCACGUGUGUCUGCCUGUUGCCCCCUCAGUGCUCCAAAGGUGGAAAUCAGCUCUACUGUGCCAGAAUAGGAUCAUCGACUCGUGAGAAAACAGUGAACAUCUGUGAAGUGGGAACCAUAAAAUGUGCGAACAGGAAGGUGGAAGUACUGCACCCUGGGAGGUGUUUGGCCUAGUACAACUACUGAUGAACAGAGUUAAUCUUGGAGCAUAAUCCCAUACAAUGGCCAUGCAGCACUAACUGUACACUGACAGCCUCAGAAGUUACUGACACAAUUGUUCCAUGUUAGUUGAUACAGCUUCUCCCAUUCUCUUAUUUUAGCAUCCCCUGUCCACUUCCAGCCAGGACACUCUGCAGUUCAUGCUUAUGUAAUAAC
This is a messenger RNA of Ochotona princeps (American pika), 3006 nucleotides long. It is a transcript of the gene C6, whose product is annotated as complement C6. Gene Ontology annotation, biological process: immune response. The transcript is spliced from 17 exons. Gene Ontology annotation, molecular function: protein binding. Bases 1 to 2805 code for a protein of 934 amino acids. NCBI's taxonomy places the organism in Eukaryota, Metazoa, Chordata, Mammalia, Lagomorpha, Ochotonidae. The record is from RefSeq and is a predicted model, not a curated record. Gene Ontology annotation, cellular component: membrane attack complex.